Messenger RNA from Neomonachus schauinslandi (Hawaiian monk seal), 5179 nucleotides. RefSeq names its product cytochrome P450 1B1. NCBI's taxonomy places the organism in Eukaryota, Metazoa, Chordata, Mammalia, Carnivora, Phocidae. Gene Ontology annotation, molecular function: monooxygenase activity; oxidoreductase activity, acting on paired donors, with incorporation or reduction of molecular oxygen; heme binding. The record is from RefSeq and is a predicted model, not a curated record. The transcript is spliced from 3 exons. Bases 389 to 2020 code for a protein of 543 amino acids.
UUGACUCCGGCGUGGCUGCGUGCAAACGGGCCACGCCUCGGCGACACCAGCUGUCAGAGACACGCGGGGGUCCUGAGGGCUGGGAAUUGGCCGCACUCGUUGACCCCCAGUCUCAGUCCGCACUCUGUGAGAAAACCCUCGCUUUGCCGAGGCCCCAGGUAUAGCGGGGCUCGGCAAAGGAGACACCCUUCUCGGUCCCCAGCCCAAUCCCAGUGCCCCUGGCUCGGACGACGUCUAGAGGCCCCAGAGUGGGUGCUCAAGCUCCCAGAGCAGCAGGUGUCCAGGCGAGGCCUCCGAUUUCCUGGAGACGUCUUGCCCUCCACAAAGGCCCCGGGCCGAUUUCGGAGCCGUCGAUCCCGCGCCGCUGGAAACCGCGCCACCUUGCAGCAUGGCCACCAGCCUCGGUGCCGACGCUCCCCUGCAGCCGAGCGCGCUGUCGUCCCAGCAGACCACGCUCCUGCUGCUCCUUUCGGUGCUGGCCGCCGUGCACGUGGGCCACUGGCUGCUGCGGCAGCGGCGGCGGCAGCCGGGGUCCGCGCCGCCCGGCCCGUUUGCGUGGCCGCUGAUCGGAAACGCGGCGGCGAUGGGCCCGGCGCCGCACCUCUCGUUCGCGCGCCUGGCGCGGCGCUACGGCGACGUCUUCCAGAUCCGCCUGGGCAACUGCCCGGUGGUGGUGCUGAACGGCGAGCGCGCCAUCCGCCAGGCGCUGGUGCAGCAGGGCGCCGCCUUCGCCGACCGGCCGCGCUUCGCUUCCUUCCGCGUGGUGUCGGGCGGCCACAGCCUGGCUUUCGGCCCGUACUCCCAGAGCUGGAAGGUGCGGCGGCGCGCGGCGCACAGCACCAUGCGGGCCUUCUCCACGCGCCAGCCGCGCAGCCGGCGCGUCCUCGAGGGCCACGUGCUGGGCGAGGCGCGGGAGCUGGUGGCGCUGCUGGUGCGCGGCAGCGCGGGCGGCGCCUUCGUGGACCCGCGGCCGCUGACCGUGGUGGCCGUGGCCAACGUAAUGAGCGCCGUGUGCUUCGGUUGCCGCUACAGCCACGACGACGCCGAGUUCCGCGAGCUGCUCAGCCACAACGAGGAGUUCGGGCGCACGGUGGGCGCGGGCAGCUUGGUGGACGUGCUGCCUUGGCUGCAGCGCUUCCCCAACCCCGUGCGCACCGCCUUCCGCGAGUUCGAGCAGCUCAACCGCAACUUCAGCAACUUCGUCCUCGACAAGUUCCUGAGGCACCGCGAAAGCCUGCAGCCCGGGGCCGGCCCGCGCGACAUGAUGGACGCCUUCAUCAUCUCGGCGGGAACCGAGGCGGCGGAGGGCUCGGAGGACGGCGGCGCGCGGCAGGACCUGGAGUACGUGCCGGCCACUGUCACCGACAUCUUCGGCGCCAGCCAGGACACGCUCUCCACCGCGCUGCAGUGGCUGCUCAUCCUUUUCACCAGGUAUCCUGAAGUGCAGGCUCGGGUCCAGGCCGAACUGGAUCAAGUCGUGGGUAGAGACCGGCUACCCUGCCUGGAUGACCAGCCCAACCUGCCCUACGUCAUGGCCUUUCUUUAUGAAGCCAUGCGCUUCUCCAGCUUCGUGCCCGUCACCAUUCCUCACGCCACCACCACCAGCGCCUCUGUCUUGGGCUACCACAUUCCCAAGGACACGGUGGUUUUUGUUAACCAGUGGUCUGUGAAUCAUGACCCAGCGAAGUGGCCUAACCCAGAGGACUUUGAUCCGGGCCGGUUCUUGGACAAAGACGGCUGCAUCGACAAGGACCUGGCCAGCAGCGUGAUGAUUUUUUCCAUGGGCAAACGGCGGUGCAUUGGGGAAGAGCUUUCCAAGAUGCAGCUGUUUCUCUUCAUUUCCAUCCUGGCUCACGAGUGCAAUUUCAAGGCCAAUCCAGACGAACCCUCGAAGAUGGAUUUUAAUUACGGUCUGACCAUUAAACCCAAGUCAUUUCGAAUCAACGUCACUCUCAGAGAGUCCAUGGAGCUCCUCGAUAGUGCUGUCCAAAAGUUUCAAGCCGAGGAAGACUGCCAGUGAGAAGCCACAAAGAAGCGAGCUCGAAUUUUAGAAGUACUCAAGGGGGGGGGAUGGGGAGUAGACUUUGCUAGCUCCUCGGCGCCACUUUCUCAGCCUCUAGAGUGAGCAUAAACCAACUGACCGGCAGAUGAUGUGCUUCACACAUGUGCUCAGAGGAGCGCUGGGCUCUGAAGGAGCUCGUGGAAGGGUUUUGGAGCCAAAGAAUUAAAUGACCGAAUGAAGAAGAGUUUCAGUGACCAUGCCUCCGUGGGUGGGGUCCGAGAUGGAUGAUCCGCUGCUGAAAUCUGCCCCGUAGGAAAAUCGUAGUAAGCAAAGUUUUAGAAUAUAUUGUUGAAUAUGCAAAGGCAAGUAAUUUCAGUGUAAGACAUGGGAUUGAGGGUGAUAAGGGAAAAGGGUAAAGACCAGAAAUUCCUUUCUCACCUCUUCAAUGAAAAAUAGUUUAGGGAGGCUGUAGUAUCUAGGGAUGGAUUUGUCUUUUUGCCUAGUGAUAUGCUUUCUCUUUUUUUUGCAUAAAUCAUAAAGUCAUUUGCUUAUAAAGAAAUUAAUAGUGUGGUUGAUUCAGUGAUUAUAGUAGGCUUCAAUGAUUUAUCAGGAAUUUUAAAGUGUAAGUUGUUAAAUUGUAAAAAAAUUCUAAGCCGAAGUCAUACUUCUGUUGUUGCCAAAGUACAGAAUUUCAAUGAUGAGAAAAAAAAAAAAAAAAGAUUUACCAGCCCAGCUAAGCUUUACAGUAUAUGAUUAUAAUGCACUGAUUUCAGGAAGUUUCAUAGGUUAAAAAAGUCACCAAAUACUAGUCAAUAUAUUUACAUAUAUAAUUAUUCAUAAGCAAUAUGUAUUAGUUAGUAGAUUAUUAAAUAGUAUUAGCUAUUUUGGUUAAGAAAAGUUUGAAUAAUGUACACUUUUCCAAAAGAAAGACCAAUCAAAAAGUACAAUUCAACCAAUUUGGGCUCAAAUACAUGAAAUGAUCCUAUUUUAACAGGAUGGAAACCAAGGUAAAGCGAAGUCCAUUCUCUCAUCUGCAACUUGAAUGAGAACUAAAAAGUCUCAAAAUUGGAUCUCUAAGAUGUGUUCCUUAUUACUUUACAACAUAUUUUCUAAAAUUAUAUUCAUAAUCUAGAAUCUUUUUGUGAAAUCGAUGUAGUUAAUAUGUUAUAAUUCCAAACUCUUGGCAUGCUUAAAUUUUAAUUAGAUUUUAAAGCCAUUCUGAUUGUCGAGUUCCAGUUGAAGUUACUGGAAAUCUGACCAUUAGCCUGGGCAAGGCAGAGAAAUUUAACCUGUGUCUGCCUGAUGAGUAGGGAAAAAUGCAAUGAAUUAUCUAGAUGUUCUCUUUAUUAGAGAACCAGGGGGGAGAUUCCCAUCAUGAUAGGCCUAGUUUCUUAAAUGAUUUUUUAAAAAAUAGUGUUCAUGUCUGUGUUUUGGAAAGUCAGAAUCAGAAGGUAGUGUUAGGAGGCUGUUUUGAAGAUUGCAUCACGUUCCAUUGGAGCCCAUCAGAUCGGGCGCACUGUUCAGGAUGGCCGGCCCGGUGAGCAGUCACUUUGGUAACUGUGAAAACAUGAAGCCUGAAUGAAAUACAUAUGUUCCAUUUAUGUAAAGAGCCUGAAAACCUUAAAAAAAACACACACAAAAAAAUGCAUGAUGGAAGAUGGCAAAAGUUCAAAGUAAAGGUUGGAGCUUUAACUUCCAUUGCAUGUGAACUUGCAGAGGAAGGUGUACCAUGUCCUGAAAGCUUACUGCUUCUUACAUUCUGUUAAGCUUUUUGGAAUCUCUUAAUCAAAAUUACAAAGGGAAGAGUGUCUGAUGGCUGUGCGUAGGGGUGGUGAGAAAAGAGAGGAAAAGGAAGAAAUAUGGUUAAGCUUUUCCCCACUCAUUGCAAAUUAAUUCAUCUGAAGCACAAAAUUUGAAAUACGAACAUUUAGAAAAAUGUUUUGUGGGCCAACGUUAAAUCCCAAGCAGACUUUAAAAAAAUCUACAACACAGAAGAUCAAUUUUGUAAUUUGGAAUUCUUUUAUUAAACAUUUCGUAUAAUUUUAGUCAAUAAGAUCUCAUAGCUCUACCUCUUGAGUAUGUAGAACUGUGUCAGUAUUUUUAAAGGCACCAAAGCCAACUAACUGUAGAAAUCGGGCUUACUCACUACAUUUAAAUUUUUUUGUCACCAGGUCUUCGAAAACGUGAUUACCCUCCACCCCUAAGCAGGGCCGAGACAGGAAUUUUAGGCUGCCCUAGCCCACUUACUCUGAGACAUGUGUGGUACCAAGAGUAAUCAUGUACCAAUCUGGAUGCCUCAUUAAGUCAACCAAGUCCAGAUGUGCUAGAAUCUGUUUGUACGGAUGUAGGCUCAGUUUGUCUGGGACUUCUGGCAAUGGAGAAGCUGUGCUUAUAUAGGAAGUGAGGUGGGCUCUUGGAGGCUACCUGGCUUAUUUAAAUACAACUAGGUUAUUCUAUAUUUUAUAAUCUAGUUAAAGGAAGGAAAGCAAAACCCAAAACAGACAAAUACAAAUAACCAAACUUGGAGGCUACAAUAAUCCAGCUACUGGCUUAAUCAGAAAACCUUAUUUUAUUUCUUCCAGAGAAAGAAUGUAUUUGCUGGUCACUAUUGUAGUCAGAAUAUCUACUCCAGGUUAUGAUGAUAGUUAAAGUAUAUUGUUUCUUAAAUGCUUCCUUUAUAUACUGAAGCUUUGACUUUGCAAGAAGAUUACUUUUUUCCAAACAAAAAGAUGUCUCAGGUUUGUUUUGUGGGUUACCUGAAAGCUUUUUUUUUUUUCUUCUCUGAAAGCUUUCAUGUCUCAGAACUUAGCCUUCACCUGUGAAAUGCUAUUAUGUCCUUAAUAUUCCCUUAUUAGAUCUAUAUUAGAUCAAGUAGUUGCAUAGCAUUUAUAUGAAUUUGUAUGUCCUUAGCUAUGACACACUGUGUGGUACUUUAGUAGAUGUUUAUAGCUCAACGAUAACUUUUUAUUUAACCUUUUCUUAUUUUUGUAUUUUAUCAUGUUUGCUUUUAACAUGUACAGAGCAACUAUCAUACAUAGUUGUAACUGAAAUACGUUUUGGUGACACAGCAUUAACAUGUAUCUUUUACUAUUUCAUAUACCAGAUUAAAAACAUUCUGUAUCUGUAAUUACCUAUAACUGGACACCAUUACCAAAAUAAUAAAAAUCACCUUCAUAA